GAGGAAAUAAAAAUGAUAUAAAUCAACCUGGCUAUACUUAUCAAUACGAUUCUGAUUCCAGUGAAAUUGAAGAUAAUCCAACCAAUACAAUUACUUCUUUAUAUAGAAAAAUUUUCAAAACUCAAACAAAAAUUUCAGGUUCAAUGGUUAUGAGCUUUGAUAAAGAAUCAAUAUUUAGUGAAUUAUUACAUGAUAUAGAAUUUUGUCCUUAUUCAAUUAGUUUAGCAGAUAAACUAUCUAUUAUGAUCUUUAGUUUAGAAAUAAUAAAACCCAAUCCUAUAAUUUCUACACCUUCUAAACCAAAAUCUUUAUGGACUAUAUUAAUACCAAAUCCUGGAAAUACUAAUUCUAAGCAUAUACGAAUACACACACCUAAUGAAAAUUUGGAACAAGUUAGCAAUAAAAUUAUAGACGCAAGAAAUAAUUUUAUCGUUGAUGCAGAAUUUCAACUCGCAUCUGGAUGGGCAUUAAAAGCAAAUCAAAAAUUUGGAAAAAGAGGCAGAAUAAAAAUGUCAAAAAAGAUUAUUACGUUGUUACAAGAUUUUUUUCAUGCUG
This is a messenger RNA of Funneliformis caledonium, 555 nucleotides long. The record is from the annotation of a GenBank genome assembly. Lineage: Eukaryota; Fungi; Glomeromycota; Glomeromycetes; Glomerales; Glomeraceae.